AUGAUUUGGAAAGUGAAAGUUUUCUAUUUCGUGUAUAAAUGCGCCCCAUUACGCAGCUGCCUUUCUAGUGUGAGCCGGCUACAGUUGUUUGACCUCCGCAGAGCUGCAUUGCAAAGUGGGCGUGAGAAGGGGAUAUAUUUAUAUUUUUGUAAUAUCUUGUGGCUUGUACCGUAAACUAAAAAAUAUCCAUUUUUUGUGCACCCUACUAUAUUUUUUCAUAUUGAAGCCAGUCACCUUGUGGCCCUUAACUAUAGAAAUCCCCAAAGGCCGAAAACUGUGUUCUUCUACCUUCAAUACACAUGGCUCUUUUGUAGUGCUCCAUCUACACACAUGCCUAAUUUUCUGUACAUUACAGGGAAGUGCUUUCUUCCCAGCCAAGUGACCCAUUUGCAAGAUGUUCCAACAUGUUGGAGCAUCUAAGAACAUGUUAGAACAAAUAGUAUGUCUGCAUUUUAACAUGUUAGUAACUAAUAUAUGAUUAUAUCUUAUUCAAUGUUUAUUUCUAACUUGUUGGAAUAUAGUAGAAAUAUGUAGAAAGUCAACAAACCUUAGGAAGUUAACAGUUACUUAUCUCAGUUUCAUAAUCGUUAGAACAGAAGGCAGCAAUCACCCAUGCAGUAAGGUGGAAUUGACUCUAUGUGUUACUUAUUUCCCUCUCUGAGUUAAGUCAUUAAGAAGAGUUAUAUGCUUAAAUAGCAGAUAUUUUGUUUGCUGCCCAGGUAAAACUUGAGAUGGUUAGAUUUCAACACCGUAGAUUUAGAAUUAUUGUACUGAAUCAUGUGACCUGUGGAAGUUAGUGUACGUUACCAAGCAUACAUGUAGAUUAUACAGAUGUGAAAGUCACUUGCAUAAUCAGAAUAUUUCAUGGAGAUAUGAGGUCUCCGAACUCUUGUUAGUGGUUUUAUACGUCGUAUGAAUGCUUUGCGUGGCUUCUUGAACGACAUGCACACAGCUGCCUCUGUUCCUGGGGCGGUCUGUGGGGGCAAAAAUGAGCUUGUUAUAAAACCAAUGGAAUUACGUUUGAAGGACCCUCGUAUUUUGUUUCGCUUAGCCGGUAAACCACCUUUAGGCGUAAGCCACCAGUUUUGUACAGUAAGUACAAGUUGCGCAAGACUAGAGUAUGGUUUGGUUCACUCACACCGGUACCGUCAAGGACCUCUAUUCUAGGAUCAUUUUCUACAAGUGCAGUGGGGCCAUUAACGUAAUGAAGGUGCGAUUCUUCUCAAAUACAAGACUUCCAGACAUGGUUGAACGUAGAUUCAUCAUUUGUGGUACACUUUCCAACAUGCUCUAAUAUUAUCCCUGCUAAUUAGAAGUUACCUUAUGCGCGUGUCUGAUGUUAUGAUGGCUCACAUAGAUAUGGCUCACCACUUAAAGAGCCACCAUUGUCCAGGAGUGAAAUUUGAAAAUAUACAGAAGCAUACAAUAUAGCAGAACAUCCUUUUAUUGGGGGCAAUAACCUACUAUUUGAAAACAGUCCUAAAAACAGUCUCUAACUAACAAUGAAAGUGAAUCACGUAGGUGCUUGAAAAUUGUUCUGAAUGAAGAUACAUUUGUGCACUUACUUUGAAAAUGUUUCCGACAAAUGUGAAUUACAUCACUAUGUUCGAACGUUCAAAUUUUCGUUUCAAAUUGUUUGUAAAUUUUACAACUGUUUUGGCUUGAAUAUCCUUUUAAUCAAAGUGGUUCACACUUGUUACAAAUAUCAUCAGAAAACCAUCGCGGUGACUUUGAAUUGACACAAAUAUAUGUUACGCUAGAUGUGGAUCCAAAUACAGUCAACCGACAAAAUUAGUGCCAUUGCCUGCUGGUAAAUGAUUUUUCAAGCUGCAUGCGUAAGGGCAAUACUAGUGUUUCAGAAGAGGUUGAUGUAGGGAGCAAUUACAGAUCGACUCGGCGUCUUUUGUUGCCGAGUGAAAAAGGACGCACAUCCUUUUGACGUCGCCUACGUUUCUGCAUACUAAUUGGAUGAGAAUCCAUCGUUUGUAACCUGCCGAUCAUAACCCACGAUUCUGCUUCGCUUACCACAUGCGCCUACUCGCCGGCGCGUGCAGCCAUACACUGAAAUAUGAGUUUUCCCAAUAAUUCUACCGUGACUAACGCUUCUCUUGAGACAAUACCAGAGACGGUACUGCCGGUCGAGCCAGGCGUCAUCAUCACCGAGGCCCUGCUAGCCAUCGUCGGUAACCUCCUGGUCGUGCUGUCCUCGGGGUGGCGGCAGACGUUUCCUCCAGCCGGCCGCAUCUUCGUCCUCUCCAUGGCGUGCUCAGACCUUCUGCUGGGAGUAUCCUUCGCGGUGUCCAUAGACCCUGCCGAGGCCGGCCGGUGGAUAUAUGCCGACCACUGGGCCAAAGUCCUCGCGACUGCAGAAUGCUCGUUUCACACACUUACAGCCAUAGCGCUGGCCGGUCUAAACAUAGACCGAUACUACGUCCUGAACAAUGACGUGGGUCUCUCUGGUCGCAAGUCGAAGCUGUUCAUGUUCAUCGCUUGGAUCGGCGUCCUCUCCUGGUACACCUUUGCCGCUGUCUACGGCGUGCCUGUCACCUAUAACCCGAUCAUCGCACGGCCUGUCUUUGACCUGAACACGUUCGUAUGGUUUACUGUUGUCUCGUUUGGCCUGUUCGCCGCCGCUGGUAUCGCUGCGCUCUUUUGUGUCAUCCUUGUCCUGAAAGCGCUGUGCAGUCACCAAGAUGCGCCACCAGCACAGCCGGGCGUGUUCCACAUCAAUCUCGGGCCUACUGCUCCCCAGAUCCCGCCACAGGCAGACCCAAAUGCCGAUGACGCCAACGCCAGAUGGUACGCCAAAGUCGUGCUGCUGUUGACCAUCGGGCAGCUGCUCCUGUACCUCCCGUACUCCUCUGGACUGCUGCUCCAGGAGUUCACACAUGUUCAUGUUUCCCCAACCUUUCUCUUCUGGUCGUAUUGGCUAACAUGUUUCAACACGUGCUUUGACGUGGUGGUGUAUAGUGGACUGCAGCAGUCCUUCCGCACGGCAGUGUAUGAGAUAGCCGUGUCUGUAAUCUGUGGUAUGUACAACGUGUGCUGCAGACAAAACCGCGUGGAUCUAGAGCAGGCCAUACAAACAACCAGUCUGUAGACCAGUGACAACUCACCGGAAUUGAUAACGAAACUAUUUUAGGGGCCCCUAACAUGUAUAGAACAGCAACAAUUUUGAAAAAAAUACUGUUUUUAAUGACUUUCAAUUACACCAAAAGGUCAUUUUUUCAGGGCUAUGUCACCUUGCAAGCAGUGCAAUGGUGGCCAGAUAUUGGACCGCAUAGAAAACGGUACAUCUAACGGGAAAGCAACAAAGCUAUAGUACUUGUAACAAGGCAAUUCAGCAACGUUUUUUUACCAAUACCUACCUACGGGGUCGUGACGUACCGUGUACGAAAGACCAG
Molecule: messenger RNA, 3404 nt
Organism: Branchiostoma floridae (Florida lancelet)
Lineage: Eukaryota; Metazoa; Chordata; Leptocardii; Amphioxiformes; Branchiostomatidae
Product: trace amine-associated receptor 7h-like
Exons: 2
Coding region: 2069-3100 (343 amino acids)
Biological process (GO): G protein-coupled receptor signaling pathway
Cellular component (GO): membrane
Molecular function (GO): G protein-coupled receptor activity
Source: RefSeq, a predicted model, not a curated record